GGGCUUUCCGCGACUCCUUCCAACAAUGAGUUAAACUGAUUCUCCUCCCCGAACCCUCCCCAUGUGUCAAUAACCACGCAUGGCAGCCGCCUGUGCACUGCAGCACAUGGAAAGGAUCUCUACCCGCUGACUGAUAAUGACUCAUUAAUGACGGCACAGAGAUGGCAAAGGCUGUCGUGGUGAAGGACAAAGCCUCGACGGCUGUGAAAGAGAAGAACAAUCUUAAUCAGACCAAAAAGAAGAAGAAGAAGGAAUUCUGGAAAAAGUAUCCGAAGAUCGCUGCGAAGGAAGAGAAGCCUACCAAGGUGACACAGACGCCUGUUCUGCCUCCCAAGACGCCCCAGGAGUUCUCAUCUAACUGGAAAGCUUUACAGACAUUGCUGAAACCCGAGAGCAGUAGUCCUGUCCGUGCAGCGACCACCCCCCCCAAGAAACAGGACAAGGGCUUGAAGAAAGAAGAAAAGGAGAAGGGAAAGCCCAAAACUAAAAAGGAAGUCAAAGUGAAUGGGAAGGAAAAAUCUGAGCCCAGACCUAAAACUGUAGCCCCCAAAGUCAACGGUCACGUGAAGGAGACCCUGACGGCUGACAAGAAAGCCAUAAAAGAGCCAGAGACUACGGAUAAGAGCAAAGAGGCGAGGAAUAAGAAGAAGAGAAAAUUACCUGAAGGUGAUAAACCCAUCAUGGACCCUAAAAAGAAGCCUAGUGAGGACAGCACAGCAGAGCCACCAAAAAUAGACCUGUGGUUUGAUGACGUGGAUCCGGAUGACAUUGAGGCGGCGCUGGGUACAGAAGCUGGUCAAAUCGCACGGCAGAUGCAAGGGUUACCAGAGAAAAAAUCAGAUGCUGUGGACAAGGUUCUAGUGAAGGACAGGGCGUUCGAGGGACUCACCAGGACUAUUGCUAUUGACUGCGAGAUGGUGGGGGUUGGCACUGAUGGUGAAGAAAGCAUCUUGGCGCGGGUAUCCAUUGUCAAUCAGUUUGGGAAAUGUGUGUACGAUAAGUUUGUUAAACCCACCGAACGAGUCACAGACUACAGGACGGCAGUGAGCGGGAUCAGGCCUCAGGACAUUAAGAACGGGGAAGAUUUCAAGGUUGUACAGAAAGAAGUAUCUGAGAUCCUUAAAGGACGUAUUUUGGUCGGCCACGCUGUACAUAAUGAUCUAAAGAUUUUUUUCUUGGAUCAUCCUAAGAAGGCCACUAGAGACACUCAGAAGUACAAACCGUUCAAACAAAGGGUGAAGUGUGGACGUCCGUCCCUGAAGCUGCUGUGUGAGAAUAUCUUAAAUGUAAAAGUACAGACUGGAGAACAUUGCUCGAUCCAGGAUGCACAAGCCGCCAUGAGGUUAUACACCAUGGAGAAGAAGAACUGGGAAGCCGCCAUCAAGGCAAAAUAUAACCCCGCCAAAAAGGAACCCCCAAAAAAGGAGUCGUCCUCAUCAAAAGCAUCCUCCUAAUCUGCGCUGGAGAGUUUAUUGUUGUUAUGGUGCCUUACUCGUCCAGCUCAGCCCCAGACUCCGGGGGAUGGGGGGGGGCGGGGGUUUGGGUCAUCCGCUGCUAAAGCAGGGACCAGUCCGCCAUGUCACAUUAGUGAUGUAUGGCCGCCAGUGUUUACAAUAAGCAUAUCCAUAGGGCCCCAGUCACCCGAUGGAGGUUCUUUUGUCUUCUGCUGCGGUCUAUGCGGUCUGCUAUGUAGUACCGUGCAGUCUACAUUUUCAUGUAAUGGGGCCCUAUGGACGAGGUACGCCACUGUGGGAGUCGUCUCGGCCUUCCAUCGGAGGUAUACAUCGGGGUCUUUUCCUGGCAUAUACAUGAAACAGAUGGUCCUAGUGUGAUGUGAACAGGGCCAUACACGCCUUAUGUGGCCGCUUCUGUAACAAUAAGACUUUCUAUGUGUAUUUUAUGUGUGUACAGAUUAUCACCAAUGUAGGGGUUCAAUGCGUGGAGACUUAUUUUCAGCACUGAAGGCUAUUGAGAAGCCGAUCUCCUUCCUUUUAAUGGUGGCGGCUGGGUGAGCCAAAAUGUUCCAUGAAUGGGGACUUUAAGAGGAAGAGAAGGACUGAAAACUUUUCUGACUUUCCAAAAUUCGCUUGUAAGGGUAAUGGGGGAAAAGACACCAUGGGAGAAAUGUAUCAUUCCCUCCAUGGAAUUCUGGCACAAAAAUGUGCAACUUUUUUGGUUUUACGUUUCCGUAGCCACUCUCUGUGGUUAGCAAAGAAGUUCUAGAUUGCUCAACUUUUUUUUUUUUUUAAAGUUGCAGUUUUACUCCAGUAGGGGGUGGUGUAAGAAGAAAAAGUGUAGACAAAAGUGUGUGCCAAAUUUUAUCAAUGUGCAAAUUUUUAUCAAUUUUGCACAAAUUUACCCUACCAUUCACACGUCCGUGGAAUGGGUCCGCAUGCUUGUCGAGCGA
Molecule: messenger RNA, 2407 nt
Organism: Bufo bufo (common toad)
Lineage: Eukaryota; Metazoa; Chordata; Amphibia; Anura; Bufonidae
Gene: REXO4
Product: REX4 homolog, 3'-5' exonuclease
Exons: 10
Coding region: 162-1454 (430 amino acids)
Biological process (GO): rRNA processing; DNA catabolic process
Cellular component (GO): nucleus
Molecular function (GO): 3'-5' exonuclease activity; nucleic acid binding
Source: RefSeq, a predicted model, not a curated record